This is a messenger RNA of Diabrotica virgifera virgifera (western corn rootworm), 1017 nucleotides long. RefSeq lists its product as uncharacterized. Gene Ontology annotation, biological process: detection of chemical stimulus involved in sensory perception of smell; sensory perception of smell. Bases 1 to 954 code for a protein of 317 amino acids. The transcript is spliced from 6 exons. Gene Ontology annotation, cellular component: plasma membrane. The record is from RefSeq and is a predicted model, not a curated record. NCBI's taxonomy places the organism in Eukaryota, Metazoa, Arthropoda, Insecta, Coleoptera, Chrysomelidae. Gene Ontology annotation, molecular function: olfactory receptor activity; odorant binding.
AUGGAAGAGGUCAUACUUCGGAUUGAACCCUUUGAAAUGUUUACUAAUCUUUUUGUCAAGUCAUCAGCUGUCUUCUUAAAUCACAAUGUUGCAAAAUCAUUAAUACUGGAUACUAAAUUAUUCUGGAGUGUAGAAGAUUGUCCCUACUCCACCGAAAGAAAAACUGGUUUGCUCUGGUAUAAGGUAUCAAAAUUCUUAGCACUUUGGUAUCCAGGACUCGGAGUUGUCUCAGCCAUAUCGAACGUUAUACUGACUCUGAAGGACAAGGUGUUACCAUUUUCUACUUUUGUGCCAGAAUCGCCUCCUUACUGGGUGCUUCACGUAUUACAAGAUUAUUCGUUUUUAACUGUCACCGUUGGAGCCCAGAUGUUUGAUGUUUUCUUCGCUACUUUAAUGAUGAUGGUUGUUAUUCAGUGGAGAAUGUUUAAUAGAGAGUUGGUGAAGAUGCUAGAAACCAAAGUGGAUACAAAAGAGGAAAGAAUUUUGUUUAAGCACCAAAUUCAGAAGCUUGUAGACUAUCACAAUUUCUUGAGGGGGUACGUUGAACGAAUCAAUAAGCUUAUGGCUUAUGUGAAUCUAGAGAUGAUAACUCUUGUAGUGGUUACGUACUGCGUAUCUUUAUUUGUUAUUUUAAUAUGCGCACCUGAUGAUGCUUUAACCCGUAUCGCACUCCUGUUCUUAUACACCAAUGAAUUUCUACUGUUUUAUAUAUUGCCAGCACAACUAUUAACAAGUGAAGCAGAGAAUACAGAAAGAUGUGCAUAUGGUAGCUCAUGGUAUGAAAGUGGCAUGGAUUUAAAAAAACCAAUAUUGCUAAUGAUUUCUUCUAUAAGCAAGAGGCCGGUGUACAUAUCGGCAGCAAGGAUAUUUAAUUUUACAUUUGCAACCGGACUAUCGACAUAUAAAUUAAUAUUUUCUUAUUACACGUUUCUUUCGAAAAUGGACGCCAAAUAAACGAGGGACGAGUAACUACAUAAUUUAAUUUAAAUACAAUGAUAAGGAACACAAAAAUUACCU